CACGUUAUCAAAUUUUGUCCAAAGUAUAGACAGGCCCGUUGGGCUGCUCAACAGUCAAAAGGCAGCCGCCAGUAGGGGUUGCAACUGCCCCUACUUCAAGGCCAUGUGGAGAAGUGAGCGCGCGCGAACAGGACACUCCCAACCCACAUGARCCUAUGGCAGAGGUUGCAGGCCCGUGCCUAGAUAGCUGUCCAGAGACCGCCAGUGUAAGCGUCUCUUUAGGYACGUCCCUCACAGGUGUGGCAGAAGAAUUAAAGGAGAGGAUGCCAGCUUGGGCCAAAAUGAAGGAGAGUAAAGGACAACUGAUUUUGGUAGAUGUAGAGGUGUUUAGGAGUAGGGUAGGGGSCCUUAUAGACUCAGGGGCUACCCGUAGUUAUAUCAGCCGUAGGGCGCUGAAGAAGYUGAGGCUAGGACUAAAGGUCCAGAAGUUAWUAGACCCUAUAGUCAGUGUUCUCGCAGACAACCGCACAAUGCGCGUUGAGGAUUAUGUAGAGGGAGUCCAGGCGUACUUUCGCCUAGAAAAGGAUGGGAAGGUGGAGAAAGUUCUCCAUUCCCUAACUCUUCUCGUACAAGAUGACCUUCCUUUCGAUGUAGUGUUAGGAAUGGAUUGGGGAGAGGCAGCAGGGGCCAAACUCCAUCUGAAAGAGCAUGAGUGUAGGCUCCCUAGUCCGUCAAGCGAAGUGAAGACUGCUCGCCUGUUCCAUGCGUCCGGUGUAGAUAACACCUUGGCGCAUUGCUGUCUCAGUGCUCCCGCGUUCGCGCGAUUAGUAAGAAAGGAGCAGUUAGAGGAACAGGUCUUUGUGGUGUAUGUUAGACCUGUCACUGAGGCCGCGGAAAAGGAUAUUUUCACAGAUCCAACAAUUGCCAAACUCCUGGAAGAAUUCAAAGACUUGACUGAGUCGCCGACAGGAGUAGUGUUGCGACCCAUCCAGCACAGGAUAGAGAUAGAGCCUGGCAGUAGAACUCCUAAGGGUGCAGUCUACAGGAUGUCCCCUAGAGAGUUAGAGGAGCUUCGCAAGCAGUUAGACGAACUCCUUGAGAAAGGGUGGAUCAAGCCCAGUUCGUCUCCUUUUGGAGCACCCGUUUUGUUUGUCCUCAAGAAGGAAGGAGAGCUGAGAAUGUGUAUAGACUAUAGGGGAUUAAAUUCGAUCACCGUGAAGAAUGCUGAGCCGCUGCCCAGGAUAGACGAUCUUUUAGAUCGGGUGCAGGGUUGUAAGUAUUUCUCUAAGAUAGACUUAAAAUCCGGAUACCAUCAGAUAGAGGUUCAUCCUGAUCAUCAGUACAAGACUGCGUUCCGGACUAAAUAUGGGCAUUACGAGUUUAUAGUGAUGCCCUUUGGACUAACCAACGCGCCAGCUACUCUUCAGCGUUGUAUGAAUGACCUGUUUAGACCAUGGUUAGAUAAAUUUGUAGUAGUCUACUUAGAUGAUAUCCUAGUCUUUAGUAAGACCCUCCAGGAGCACCAGGGUCAUCUGAGGCAAGUCUUGGAGAAGCUUAGAGAGGCUAACUUCAAGAUCAAUGCGAAGAAGUGUGAGUGGGCCAAGACGCAAGUCUUAUACUUGGGCCACGUGUUGGACGGAGAUGGCAUUAAGCCAGAGGACAGCAAGAUCGCGGCGAUCAGAGAUUGGCCGACGCCCCGCACAUUGACAGAGUUGCGGUCGUUCCUAGGCUUAGCUAACUACUAUAGGAAGUUCGUAAGGAACUUCUCUACUAUCGUCGCUCCCUUGCCCAGGUUGCUGAAGAAAGAGGCAAUCUGGCAAUGGGACAAAGACUGUACGUCUGCGCUCAAGAAGCUAAAGCGCGCGUUAAUAGAAUAUCCUGUCCUCAAAGUUGCAGAUCCGUCUUUGCCAUUUGUCGUCACCACGGACGCGAGUCAGUAUGGGAUAGGCGCCGUGUUGCAGCAAGACGGCGGCAAUGGCUAUAGACCCGUAGAGUUCAUGUCAGCGAGAAUGCCCUGUGAGAAGGUCGCUACCUCCACGUACGAGAGGGAACUCUACGCUCUCAGGCAGGCUUUAUACCAUUGGAAGCACUAUCUGCUUGGGAGGCACUUCAAAGUGUAUUCGGACCACGAAACGCUUAGAUGGUUAAAGACUCAGGCCAAGAGCACACCUAAGUUGACUAGGUGGGCCGCAGAGAUAGACCAAUUCGACUUUGAGCUCAAGCCAGUGAAGGGCAAGUACAACGUAGUUGCGGAUGCUCUGAGUAGGAGAUCAGACUACUUUGGAGUUGUAGUACACUAUCUAGAUAUAGGGAGAGACCUGCAAGAGAAAGUGAGGCAAGCAUAUGUGCAGGACUCUAUCUAUAGCGACCUCCUAAAAAGAGUUAGAGAGGCCCCAGAGACUGAACCAGAUUACCGCACUACAGACGGGUUGUUGUUUGGGAAGACUAAUGUGUUUGACCGUCUGUGCGUUCCCAAUAGCGAAGAGAUCCGCAGUUUGGUUUUAGGGGAAUGCCACGAUACUGAAGGGCAUUUCGGUUGGCAAAAGACAUUAGCCAACCUGAUGCGUGCGUAUACCUGACCAGGGAUGAAGAAUGAUUGCAUAGAGUAUGUCCGCAGUUGUAAAGUGUGCCAGAGAAAUAUGUCUACUACACGCGCACCCUUAGGUCUUCUCAAGUCCUUGCCUAUUCCGGAUCAGCCGGGAGACUCAGUGUCUAUAGACUUCAUGGACACGCAAGUCAAGAGUAGAUAUGGUAAGAGCCAAGUCAUGGUCAUAGUCGACCGUUUUAGUAAAUAUGCAGUUUUUGU
Molecule: messenger RNA, 2746 nt
Organism: Chara braunii
Lineage: Eukaryota; Viridiplantae; Streptophyta; Charophyceae; Charales; Characeae
Source: the annotation of a GenBank genome assembly